This is a messenger RNA of Fibroporia radiculosa, 4122 nucleotides long. RefSeq lists its product as uncharacterized. NCBI's taxonomy places the organism in Eukaryota, Fungi, Basidiomycota, Agaricomycetes, Polyporales, Fibroporiaceae. The transcript is spliced from 16 exons. The record is from RefSeq and is a predicted model, not a curated record. Bases 1 to 4122 code for a protein of 1373 amino acids. Gene Ontology annotation, molecular function: ribonuclease III activity. Gene Ontology annotation, biological process: RNA processing.
AUGUCUGAUAUCUGGCAACGACCACGGAACAAAACAGCAACAACAACACGGCGUGGCCAGAGCGACAACAGGUCCUAUGGCGGCCCUCUCAUCACCCAGCCCGACAAUAGUAAGAUCGGAAUGCAGACAGGUCUUCUUCCUGGCGCUGAUGGCGUAAGUGAGGCCGUUUCCAAAAAUUGCAGCACUAGUGCUUUGAAUGAUAUCGAGGCGCUACCGAGUGGCACAUUUAGUGGGCCUCCUGCAAAGCGACGACGAAUGGAGGCACAGCCCGGAUAUAGCGUCAAGGGAUGCCUGGAACUACUUUCAUAUCCCACUCCGCUCAAGUACUUGCGCCAUACUGAGGUCCGAGUCCCGACUCUUCAGGACUGUGUGACUGAGAUUGUAGUCGAAUAUGACCAUUCUGAAAGGGCACAGCCGCCAGAUAUUGCCCUGCAUCGUCUGAGUAGCAUUGACCACGAAGGUAUCAUUCGACCUCGUUUGUAUAGGCUCGCACAGGAAGUACAUACUGAGCUCGGUCUGUAUGGGUCAAGCUACUUUUGGAAACUCACCCUAGAGGACAUGAUUCAAAAACUGGGGCGUACCUCAACACCGAUAGACCAAGCUAGAACUAUGGUCGAACAGAAGGCGAUGGAUCGCUUAUGGACAGAUUUCUCCCGUCGGAAGCCUUGUAUACCAUGUCUAGACGUAGCCUCCGACGACUUUAAUGUAUCCCCAAAGUUUCUCAAGCUAGUUGAGCUAAUUGAAACAAAUACGUCCCCUACCAAUAGCUUUAGAGUGCUUGUUCUCGUCAAGAGAAAGAUUGUGGCUUCUAUGAUUGUAGAAUUGUUGCGCGAGCUAGCCGCCUUUAAUAGAGUACGCAAUGUACGGCCAGAAGCCAUGACACAAGCUCAAUAUAUGGAUCAGGAGUUGACAUUUGACAAAUUUGUACGCGGGGACACGAAUAUUCUUCUCAUCACCAAGUCGUCGGAGCAUAUGACAUUCCCGAAGUGCGAUAUCGUGAUCCGCUUUGAUUUGUUCGAAAGCCAGCUGUCGUACGCUGCCUCAGUAGCGCACUGCAGCAACUCUGACGGUUAUCUUGUGCAUAUGGUCGAGAGAGGCAACGCAGGUCACAGACGCGUGCUUGCAGAUAUCACAGCUCUAAGUGACGACUUUCAGCGGUGGCUGCCGCGCCUCAAACCUGGUUCAACAGGCGCAAUCCCUCCACGGUCCUUGCAUGAGACAUUGGACCCAUAUUGGUCCGAUAGUGACGACGAUGAGCCCUCCCCUUUGAUCAGGGACCCCACAACGGGUGGUAUCGUUAAGUGUUCGGACGCAAUCACAGUUAUACACCGACUUGCGGCGAGCUUGCAAGACGAUCAUAACGGAUUUACGAUCGAACCCUUCUUCCAGUGCGCGGAAACCCGUGAGGGCAUGCGUACAUUCACUAUUUCUUUGCCUCAACCCAGUUCUAUCAGACCCAUCACUGGCCCACCCCGAAAGUUCCCGCCGGAUUCUCUACAGGCUGCUUGCUAUCUUGCUUGCAGUAAGCUACUAGACGAGGGCAUGCUUGACUAUCGGAUGUUUCCACAGCGUCUCCUGAGUACGGGCUCUCAAUCUACGUGGGGUGAUAGGCCGUCUACCUCAUUUAGUGCCGACGAGGCUAUUGAAGUCGUCAACACUAGGAAUGCUGCCGUUGCAUCCGCCGGGACGCAUCGCUACACCAGGAAACGUCCCGAUUUCUGGGUGAACUCGUCGUCACUUCCGCGAACUCGACUGUACCCAACUUUUGUCGCACCGGACGAUUUGAAGGACGAGCCUUAUGCUCCUGUUCUCAUUCUCACCAGAGGUCCUCUUCCGCCAUUCUCGAACUUCCCUCUGUACUCAUCGGGAUUCAUGACUAACACCCGUUUUUGGACGGGAGCGCCGUUUGAUGUGACCGAGGAACAGUACACUCUAUUGCACAGUUACACGAGUCGAGUUUGCCGUGCGAUUACCAACAAGCCCUUCGCCUGCCCCGCCGACGGCUUUCCUUAUCUUCUUGCUCCAGUGGAUGAUUUCUGGGAGGAUGAUUUCCCGGAUUCUAUCGGAUACGGCAAUAGACGAUCUGUGGAUACUCAUAUUCCUUGGGAUCUCGUAAAGCUAGCUGCAGAAAAAUGCUUUAUCCAUCUGCUUCCGGAUGAAUAUGCCGAUGUUGAGCGUUUUGUGGCAGACGCAGUCAUUCAAGACAGACGCGUGGAGUUCACGAAUCGAUUCUACGUGGUCAGGGUCAGACGCGACAUGACACCACUGAGCAAAGCGAUCGAUAGUCCUCGCGAAGCCGAGUACCCGAGUUUGCUUGAAUAUUGCAAGACCCGUAUCAAAGACUUUCAGGGCUUAAAGAAUGAGAAGCAACCUCUUUUGGAAGUAGCAGUCGCACCACCUGCAAUCAACUAUCUCAACCCUGUUCUAAGGCCAUUGCUCCAGAGCUCCAAAGCGCCACCCAAGUAUCUCAUACCUGAACUUUGUGCUAAGUUCACCAUUCCGGCCAGCACCUUCCGUACAAUGCUCCUUGUCCCGUCAAUCUUGCAUCGAAUUGACCAUCAGCUUCUUGUCAAGGAGCUGAAUGCCCACUUCUUUCAGCACACUAUACUCGAGGAACAUCUCAUUGCCGCCUUGACUCCUCCUUCCGCCAGUGUAGCUUUUGAUUAUGAGCGGCUUGAGCUAUUCGGCGACGCAUUCCUCAAAUAUGUGGCAUCUAUCUAUUGUUUCGUCACUACGCCACAUGUGCGCGAGGGUGCGCUGCAUAUGGCUCGGCAGAAAAUUAUCAGCAACAAGGCACUGCUGACCGGGGCGAAUCGGAUAGGAUUACCGCCGUACAUCCAAAGCAAGCCAUUCGUCGCCAAGACGUGGACACCUAUCACCUCACCGCACUCAAGUCGUGACCCGAUUAAUGAUCAGAAAGCUGUUCAUUAUAAUGAUGCCGUGGCGGGUGACACUAGUGCGAUUCAGACUACAUCGAAGCGGAGCAAGAAGCAGAAGCAGCAGGACGAACAGAAUAUUCAGUGGUUAGGGGACAAGACAGUCGCGGAUGUCGUUGAAGCUAUUAUUGGAGCUGCAUACCUCAGUGGGGGACAACGCAUUGCUCUGCAGACAAUGAAGGUUCUCAGCGUGAACAUUCCGGGCGUCGAACAGUGGUCAGAUUUCUCCCGACUGUUCACGAGUCAGACUUCCCCAUCUACAGUCCCACUUCCAACGGCAACCGUGAGAGCGGUUGAAACGAUUGUAGGAAAUGUAUUCGCCCGUCCACAGCUAUUAGCUCAAGCUCUGACCCACACUUCUAUCGGCGCACACGACGAUAGAACGUAUGAUCGCCUAGAGUUUGUCGGUGAUGCUGUGCUCGACUUUCUCGUUGUUCAAUUCAUCUACGACCGGAAUCCUGGACUGUCUCCAAAUGGGCUCACGCUCCUCAAGAGUGCGAUGGUGUCGAAUCAUGCGCUGGCCGCGUUCUGCGUGCAUUCGGGCCUGCAUAUCCACUUGCGGCAUGCCGCGCCCGAGGUAGGCACAGCCGUGCAGGUGUAUGUCCGCAAGCUGGGAGAGGUACGGGAGAAGGAGUACCGACUUGCCCAAAGCGAGAGAAGGUUGCCGGGUCAGUAUUGGCUUGCUCUCGAUCCCCCAAAGACACUUUCCGACGUUGUAGAGUCGGUCAUUGGUGCUCUAUACAUCUCUGAUGACUUCCAGGAAACUAGCGUCAGGGCCUUCUUCGACGGGACAAUCAAACCGUUCUACGAGUAUCAUAUCAGACUGCAAAGUCUAUGUCCACACCCGACGACGACAUUGUUCGAGUUACUACAGUCUUUCGGAUGCUGCCAGCAUGGGAUUGCAAAAGAAAGGGAGGACUACCGCACUCGGUGCGAAGUUGUCGUGCAUGAUGUAGUCCUGGCAUCCGCCCUAGAGGCGACAUCAGCGGCAGCAACUCGAACCGUUGCUACCCUCGCUCUGGACGCGUUGGACGGAGACCCCCAUUUCAUGAUUCGGACAUGCGACUGUCGCGUGUCACAGCAGAGCAAAAAAGCAAGGAAAACGCAAAAGGCUCAGCUUGGUUAUGAAGAGGAUGGUGACAUAUCAGCAUCAGCAAGUUCAGGCAAACAUCAUCCACGCGACUGA